This is a messenger RNA of Osmia lignaria (orchard mason bee), 5198 nucleotides long. It is a transcript of the gene pygo, whose product is annotated as pygopus family PHD finger. The record is from RefSeq and is a predicted model, not a curated record. Lineage: Eukaryota; Metazoa; Arthropoda; Insecta; Hymenoptera; Megachilidae.
AAUAGAAGAUAUUUACGAGAACGAUAAUAUUAGUAGAAAGUUCUGACGUCAUUGGUGCGAAAAAUGUUAUCCAUUAAGGAGAAUCAAGCCUUUCUACUAGCACCGUUUUUGCAUACAGAUCCUAAUUACAGAGUAAGAUAUGAUUAACGGUUUUGCGAGGAACAUUGAAAAAUGAUACAAAGCACAACCUACUAGGAACGCUUAUUGUCGAUUCUUUGAAAAGAAAAAUAUUCUCUUCGCAAUCGUAUCGCAAAUGAUGUAUAUGCAGACGAACAUUGAGUAAAGCGUGUAACACGAAAAGAAGCUCGAUCGUUACCCUAUCGAAUAACAGCAGAUUCCUCGCAGUCAACCACGCCGGUUAUACUUCUUACAAUUGUGGUCUCGUUGAAUCGUUGGCAAUAUGAGGAAUGCAGUUGGUAACGCCAUCUGCACAAUGCAUCGUGCAAUAUUUUCACGCGAACAAUACAACUACAGGGACACGCGUAACGCGACAAUGGCGACCUGAAAGACUGGCGUGCGCUUCUUUGCUCCGUAUACUUUUGACAUCUCACCAGUGUUUACUGUGCCCUUUUCGCAUAUUUGUGAAUGUGAAAUAUACUUGUGCUACCUUAAAAUAUGUGACUGAUGAGGUGUAAAAGUUAGAAACGAGAAAUCGCCUCGAUCCAGCCGCUAAAGUUAGUUAGGUGCACGACACAAUUCAAUGGUGUUGGUCCCUGCCGAAAAAACGGGAAAGCCAUGUACAUGUCGAUGUCUUGCCAACUAUAAUGCGGUGUGGAACACCAGUGGAAACUUACUGCCAAAAUCUAGCGUGGUGCUGAUACGGCAUGAUAAAAUAAGGGAAGAGAACGAAGGAGAUGAGCCACAAUAUUGCAGGCAUGCCACCCUUUGCAAGGAUGCCUUUAGGGGGUAUGGGUAUGGGUGUGAAUAUGGGUCCUAGUGCCCCGCAUCCUGAAUCUUCUGGACACCCCCAUCCUCCACCACCACCACCUACUGGUGCCAAUCCUAAAAAGAAACGACGUACAAACGCUAAUGUUGCUCAACCACCCCCACAGCAACCUCCAACAGUGCAGGAUUUGCUACCUCCGCCUUUAACGGGUUACGGGGACACGAUAGUGGCGAGUAACCCUUUUGACGAUACGCCACCGCAAACGAGUCAAACUCCCAUGAUGCACGGUGGUCCGCCGCACAUGCAUCCCCAUCACCCGCAUCAUAUGAGCGGACCGCCUAUGAGAGGCAUGAGUCCGUUAACUUCGAUAGGCGGGAUGAGUCCUAUGAUGCCUCACAACAUGGGUAGUAUGAGUCCUAUGGGAAACUCGCCCAUGACGAAUCAUAUGAAUCACAUGGGAGCGAUGUCUCCUAUGAAUCACGCGCCAAUAGGUGGUAUGAGUCCAAUGAAUAACAUGGGCCCAAGCAUGCCACCUGGUCCAAUGAAUACUAUGAAUAAUCAUAUGAACAUGAGUCACAUGGGUAACUCUCAACUUAGCGGUCCACCUAUGGGUAGUCCUAUGAACAAUAUGAACAGUGGUCCAAUGGGUAGUCCUAUGAAUAACAUGGGGCACAGCAUGGGAAGUCCUAUGGGUGGUCCAUUGGGUUCUCCUAUGAACACAAUGGGUGGAUCAAAUCACAUGCCUAAUGGACCAAUGAACAUGAACAAUAUUAAUAACCACAUACCACCUAAUAGCCCGUUGAACGGACCAUCUAUGAACAAUGUAAACAGUCCAUUAGGGCACAAUGGAUCUCAGCCGCAUCCGAAUCAUAUGGGAAAUAAUCUUAAUAACUUAGGAAGACCCAUGAAUGGACCUAUGACUACUAUGAGUUCCAUGGUAUCCAAUAAUAUGAAUAUGAGUGGUCCAAACCAAAUAAAUAGCAUGAACAUGGGCGGGCCACCGAUGAACAAUAUGUCUAACAUGAGUAUUAGUCAUCAUAAUCAAAUGAGUCACAUGGGAGGUCCCAUGGGUACAAUGUCUAGUAACAUGGGUGGUGGUCCACCAAUGAGCCAUCCCAUUAAUAUGGGAGGUUCUAUGCCACCUCACGGUUUCCAAGGCCCACCAGGAAUGGGACCAAAACCAAUGCCAGUUUCUGCGGGAAAGAUAUAUCCUCCAGAUCAGCCUAUGGUGUUUAACCCACAGAAUCCUAAUGCUCCGCCAAUUUAUCCUUGUGGAGUAUGUCAUAAAGAAGUGCACGAUAACGAUCAAGCGAUUCUUUGCGAGUCAGGUUGUAAUUUCUGGUUUCACAGGGGGUGCACAGGAUUAUCGGAAACUGCUUAUCAAUUAUUAACGGCAGAAGUUUACGCGGAAUGGGUGUGUGAUAAGUGCUUGCAGUCAAAAAAUAUACCUUUGGUUAAAUUUAAACCAUAACAGUUCUUGACUCGUCGUAUAUGCGACGCACGAGUGACUCUUUGUUAGCGUUUACACUUGUACACGCACACAUGCGCGUGCGAUUGCACACACAUAACUACAUACGGCAUACACUAAUGCACGAGCGAAAUCGUGCAUAUAAUAUAAACAUGCGCUGUUUGUUAAUAUCUUAGCUUUAACUUGUUGAAAUAUUAGGGUAUCAUUAUGAGUCGUAUCGAUGAAGGAGAUGGCAAGAACAACAUAUGUUUGAAAGUUACGUUACUUUUUCGCUCUAUUUACGACAAGUGGAUUCGUCUGUUUCAAAAAAUUAUUUAUGAUUUCACUUUACAGUUUAUAAAGCUGCUAGUUUGUUUUCAGUUGCCGUUAUGGUGAUAAAUAUGUUAAAAGUAAGCUCGAGAAAGCAUAGGCAUUUUUUAGAGAAAAUUGUUAAAAAAUGUACAGUGAUCGAUUAACCUUAUUGGAUUUCUUAUCACUUAACUGCAUUUAAUUCGAAAUUAAAAGAUAAUCGCAUUCGUAAAGAAGGAACGAUAUAUAAAUAUAUAUAUAUAUAUAUGAACGGUACAACCUGCUGAAACUGCAUAUUGAUAGGAGAUGAACCAACUACGUACAUUCUUUUUAUUUAGAUUUGGUUAAACGUUCCUGAUAAUAUGUAGUUGAUGUAAAAGAAAAAAAUUAACAACUGUGUAUUAUUUGAUAAAUUAUGUCUAGUUAUGUCGUUAUCAUUUUGUUACCAGGCUCGUCGCGUUGAUUAGGUAAAUCCAAAGGAUCUAAACGAUACUUUUUAAAGAAAAAAAAAAAAAAAAUUGUAAAUGCACAUCUAAAUAUGUGUAAAACAGAGUAAAUAUGAACUUCAGACGAUGUAAAUUUUUCUCGUAGCGCUGGUUGUAUUUACAAGUAUCGGGAUAUGGGAAAAUUUUUAAAUCCACUUCUUCGUAUAAUUCAGUUAUUACCGAAGUAUUUUGGGUUUUCAGAAAAAGUAAUAUAAAAAAAUACGUUCGAGUAAACGUAGUUUAUUUCUCCCAAAUUACAAAUACGAGUGCUACGAUUACCUGCACUUUGGUAUAAACCAUGGUCAGUUAUGUACUUUCGAAAUGUGUUAGCGUUAUACUUUAAGAGUACAUAUGUUCAAAUUGUAAAUAGAAAUUUUAAUGUCAUGCGGAGGAAGAGUUGAUUUUCUUUUACCAUCGUUCAUAUAUUGUUUCUUGCCAUGGUUUAUGCUGAUGAUUAAUUCAUUACGAGCAAGUGUAACGAAUUUUAAAAAGAAAGUUGAAAUUCGUUUGACUGAUAGCUCGCGGGAUUUUUUACAUUGUACCUAAAGUUUUACGACAAAUAUAUCAGUUAUAUUCGUUUACGCAAAGAAACCAAUUAGGUAGAAACGUGAUAUAAUAAAGUGUUAGUAAAACAAAAGAAAAGAAAUAAGACUCAAAAGUGCAGAAAAUAUUUAUAUGUUUUGCAAAUUCAUAUAAACAGAAAUUAAACUCAAGAUACUUCGCGAAAUAUAAUAAAAGGAGUGUCGUGUUUAGUUGCAGUAUCGAAAUUUCUGCACCUAACACACAUAUACAUAUGUUAUACACGUGCGAGUAUAUACACUUACAUUCACGCUCUUCUUCGUCGAGUUAAGAUUCAUCAUCGCAUCUGCCAGAAUUUUUGGUGUCAGUUUAUGUAUAACAGUAUAUCACGAAACAACAGAGAAGUAUUAUCGACGUAAAACGAUUAACGCAAUGAAAGGGAAAAAAAGAAAAUUAUUCAAAUUCCGUCGGCAGCUAACGCAAAAUUAACGAGUCCACGGAUUGUAUAGUUUUAUAUACAUAUACAUAUAUAUAUAUAUAUAUAUAAAAUAAUGCAGUUAUCAUUUUACUAUUUGACGCCUGUAUCAAACGAACGACUGAUUUCGAAAAUUGAGUUCAUAGUACUUUUUAGAAUAACUAGAUAGCUUCUUCUGUCCGCGAACAGAAGAACAAAUCCGAAUCUUUCCACGGGUGGAACCUCUGACGCGCUUUCGUUCCUGAAUAUUUACGAGAAGCAAUCGAAUUCAGAUAAAUGUCAAUCAGUGUUCCAGCACCACGGGAACGAAAGUAGAAUAGGGAUUACUCUUGAAAAGAUCCGACCUAACUAGUUAUUUCCUUCGUGAUCCGUGUAUUACACGAAGCUUCUCUUCGUGUGAUCCACGCUUCGAAGUCUUGUUUUAUUGUAAUCAUUUUUAAAGGAUAUUACACACACAUACACACAGAAUCCUAUAACUACAUAAUGCUCAUAUUAGUAUUACAACGAAUAGAAGUACCAUUUUCACAUAUCUUCAUUCUAUAUUUUGUCAUUGUCAUAUGAAGGAUGAAUGGGGAUGGGGGAGGGGGGUGUAUCACACACUGGAGAUCGUUAACGUUGCUUUUUUUUUUGUUUUUUCUCUCUCACUCUCACUCUCUUUCUCUCUAUUACAGAAAAUUCUAUUAACGGGAAUGCAGGGGAUUAAGCGAAUAACGAAAUGAAAGAUGUAUACUCGGCUCAACGGGAUGGAAAAAGGAUGCGCAACUAUAGACGAUUGCUAAGAGACUCGGAUGAUUAAGGAUAAUCGUUUUUCUAGUACAAACGAACGAAUCGUAAUUUUAAGUAAACUACUAGUAACGUCUAUUUUUCAGAGAUAACUUAUAUAAGUUGUAUUGUUUACGAACAAAAACUGUUAUGCGAUCAACGGAAUCAUGACGCACGCCUAAAAUGAUACGUUUUAAUGUCUCGUUCUUGCAUUCAUCGAGUAGCAACAGUUUCUUCGAUUACGUUUCUUUUUUAACCGGUAGCUUAAUCCCUGUACAAUUUGUUCGAAGCAAAUGCAUUUCAUAUGUGUCUGAA